CAACAAAGACACCAGCUGUUUCAGUAAUGUUUGAGACGGAGGAGAAAUUGGCAUGGACAUGGAACCCAUCACCAGCACACAGCUAUCUCAAUUUAAUACGCAUAGACAGCUUCCAGGAGAUAUCAACAUUUGGUGGAACUUAUCAAGGAGACUUGCAUCCCAUGAUUUUUGUGCAAGGUAGUGACCCACUUCCACAUAACAGGUAUCACUGUUGGACCAUCUGCAUACAGAACAUAUGGAAUGCUGAGGUGAUGUUGGGAGUGGCAACAGAAAAUGCUGAAUUUAUUGAUGACUGGAACUACAUGGGCCGCAUUGGGAGAGAUGGACAUUCUUGGACUCUUUCCUCUAGAGGGUCCCUGUACCACCACAAUUAUGCUGUUGUUCAUGAAGACUAUCGGUUUUUUCCCAAGGACCUUGUGACAGUCCACCUUGAUCUCAUCAAGAGAACUCUUAUGUUUGCUAUCAACAAUAAAGUUAUUGGUUUGCAAUAUCAAAAUCUACCACAUGGUGUUGAUCUUUAUCCUGUGGUGGGUGUGGCUGGACGGUGUGUAUUAAGGCUAGUUUCUGCAUACAUGUGUGAGUCCUCACUGCACUUGAUGUCUCUGGUGACACACAUAAUUGCUCGUUGCAAGGCCAGAGCACCAAAGAUACAAAGUAGAGUUCCUAAGUUUCCUGAUGGGACUUGUUUGCAGUGGUGUGGCACAGUAUCUAUUGAUAAGUUGCUGCUCCCACCUGGACUUAUGAAGACUUGCAAAGUGCUCUACCCAUGGUUCUUCGCAGAUCACCAAAUGAAACCUUAUACUCGGGCAGAACAGAGAAGACGGUGUAAUAAACACGAGAUGCCGAAAGUUAUUCGUUUUGCAGACUCAAAAACAAAUGAAUCGUCAACUGAGCGACGAGACAUGACCAAACGUAUUGUGAAAAGUCGAAAGUGUCAUUGUGGCAACAUUAAUAAGGAUAAUAGUUGUUCCCAUGAAAGUGUGCUAAGAUUCUUCAGAAAGAGAGACAUAUGUUAUUUGAGCAGUAGUGAUGAUGAAAUAUUUCCUCGUAUUACUAAAAAGAAUAAGAAGAGGCUACGUAGAUGAGUAGUUAUCCUUCUUACAACGGGAUAUUCAUUGUGUAUAAUGGUUGUGAUAAGUUUUGCAUUGUUGCUCUACUCUACAUGGCACAUGUGCCCUUAUGGAUUUAACACUUCCAGUGAUUAUAAUGAUGACAGUUUCUUCUUAUAUUAAGUAAGGAAAAAGAAUGCUUGAAAAGGAUCAGCAUUGAGUAUCUAUAGGUAGGACAGUAUUGGAAUUUAAAAAAGACUAGGAAAAAGUAGACAAAGAGUGAGAUAAAGACUGGGAAAAAUAUCUUUGUAAUUGAGGAUAUGCAUCCUCGCCAUUAAUUGCCUGUGUGUGUUGCUACACACACAACAAGAAAACAUUCAUGGUUGAAGCUAAUUUCAUAUAGUAUAUGGUUUUUAUUUGAGAUCUUUAAUGGGUAUGUAAGUCAGCUGACCUUUUAUGACAGUACUUGAAGCAGUUGUAAUUUUACUGAUAUAGUUAUUUUUAUCAAAUAUUUUCAUAUUUUUUCUAUUGUGUGAAAUAUCUCUUGUGUACAUUUUAUCCUUGUUUCUAAAAGUGAUAUUGUUAGUUAAUAUCAACAAGUUGAAAUGUAACUUAUGACUACAAAACA
Messenger RNA from Cherax quadricarinatus, 1677 nucleotides. RefSeq names its product SPRY domain-containing SOCS box protein 3-like. NCBI's taxonomy places the organism in Eukaryota, Metazoa, Arthropoda, Malacostraca, Decapoda, Parastacidae. Gene Ontology annotation, molecular function: protein binding. The record is from RefSeq and is a predicted model, not a curated record. Gene Ontology annotation, cellular component: SCF ubiquitin ligase complex. Gene Ontology annotation, biological process: proteasome-mediated ubiquitin-dependent protein catabolic process.